GCCACACUGCCUUCUGUGGGACCUCCUUUGUGAACAGCUUCCCUUUGAAAGACUUUUAUGAGCACAUUGUUCCAAUCAAGUCCCUAAAGAACACUGUCUUCUGAUCUGCUGGAGUCUUAAGGAAGCUUCUAGAGAAUGUGCUCCACAAAAAUGAGGCUGUAAACCAAGAAAGAAAGAGGAAACCAUGGGAUCCAGGAAACGGGGGACCCAACACAGGCGAGAGGCACAGGGAUUUCGCAAGAUGGUGUUAAAAAGAAGCCCCAGGACAACAGACUCAGAUGAUCUCCGUGGGGACCCUGCACUCAGCCUCCAAAGUGCUCCUGCCUCCCAGGAUGCUCGUAAUUCAACAGUAGAUGCUGGUGGCCUGGAGAGCAUCACCCAGUGUCCCCAGCAGCUUCCUCAGAUGAUGGCUGCAGCCGCGGAUGGUUUGGGGAGCAUAGCGAUAGACACAACUCAGCUCAACAUGUCCGUGACGGAUCCCUCAGCCUGGGCCACCGCCAUGAAUAAUUUGGGCAUGGUUCCCGUGGGGUUGCCUGGACAGCAGCUUGUGUCUGACUCAAUCUGUGUGCCAGGCUUUGAUCCAGGCCUCAACAUGAUGACUGGGAUCACCCCCAUCAACCCAAUGAUGCCAGGCCUGGGGCUGGUGCCACCCCCACCGCCCACAGAAGUGGCUGUCAUCAAAGAGAUCAUCCACUGCAAAAGUUGUACUCUUUUCCCGCAAAACCCAAAUCUCCCACCGCCUUCCACGAGAGAACGGCCUCCCGGGUGUAAGACUGUGUUCGUCGGAGGAUUACCAGAAAACGCUACUGAGGAGAUCAUUCAAGAAGUCUUUGAGCAGUGCGGUGACAUCACAGCGAUUCGGAAAAGCAAGAAGAAUUUCUGCCACAUUCGCUUUGCAGAGGAGUUCAUGGUUGAUAAAGCCAUUUACCUUUCUGGUUACCGCAUGCGACUAGGGUCUAGCACCGACAAAAAAGAUUCGGGCCGCCUGCACGUGGACUUCGCCCAGGCCAGGGACGACUUCUACGAGUGGGAAUGCAAGCAGAGGAUGCGCGCGCGCGAGGAGCGGCACCGGCGCAAGCUGGAGGAGGACCGGCUGCGGCCGCCCUCGCCGCCGGCCAUCAUGCACUACUCGGAGCACGAGGCCACCCUGCUGGCCGAGAAGCUGAAAGACGAUAGCAAGUUUUCAGAGGCUAUCACAGUGCUGCUUUCCUGGAUCGAGCGGGGCGAAGUGAACCGCCGCUCCGCCAACCAGUUCUAUUCCAUGGUGCAGUCGGCCAACAGCCACGUCCGCCGGCUGAUGAACGAGAAGGCCACCCAUGAGCAAGAGAUGGAGGAAGCCAAGGAGAACUUUAAAAAUGCCUUAACUGGAAUUCUCACCCAAUUUGAGCAGAUUGUGGCCGUUUUCAACGCUUCUACCAGACAAAAAGCUUGGGACCAUUUCUCGAAAGCCCAGCGCAAGAACAUAGACAUUUGGCGAAAACAUUCUGAGGAGCUCCGGAACGCUCAGAGUGAGCAACUCAUGGGCAUCCGCCGCGAAGAAGAAAUGGAAAUGUCUGAUGAUGAGAACUGCGACAGCCCUACCAAAAAAAUGAGAGUGGACGAAUCAGCCCUGGCUGCUCAGGCCUACGCUCUCAAGGAGGAGAACGACAGCCUCCGCUGGCAGCUGGAUGCCUACAGGAACGAGGUGGAGCUGCUGAAACAGGAAAAGGAGCAGCUCUUCCGAACAGAAGACAACCUCACCAAGGACCAGCAGCUGCGGUUCCUGCAGCAGACCAUGCAGGGCAUGCAGCAGCAAUUGCUGACCAUCCAGGAGGAGCUGAACAACAAGAAGUCGGAGCUGGAACAAGCGAAGGAAGAGCAGUCCCACACACAGGCAUUGCUUAAAGUCCUCCAGGAGCAGUUCAAAGGUACCAAGGAAUUGGUCGAGACCAACGGCCACAGCCAUGAGGACGCAAAUGAAGUCAAUGUGUUGACAGUUGCAUUGGUCAACCAAGACAGAGAAAACAACAUUGAGAAAAGAAGUCAAGGCUUAAAGUCAGAGAAAGAAGCUCUACUAAUUGGCAUCAUAUCAACGUUUCUUCAUGUCCACCCUUUCGGAGCCAACAUAGAGUACCUCUGGUCAUACAUGCAGCAGCUGGACUCCAAGAUAUCUGCCAGCGAGAUCGAGAUGCUCCUGAUGAGGCUGCCUCGCAUGUUCAAGCAGGAGUUCACGGGCGUGGGGGCGACGCUGGAGAAAAGGUGGAAGUUGUGUGCCUUUGAAGGGAUUAAAACUACCUAACUGUGAAACACAAGGC
Molossus molossus (Pallas's mastiff bat) is the source of this 2294-nucleotide messenger RNA. It is a transcript of the gene ENOX1, whose product is annotated as ecto-NOX disulfide-thiol exchanger 1. Lineage: Eukaryota; Metazoa; Chordata; Mammalia; Chiroptera; Molossidae. The transcript is spliced from 16 exons. Bases 185 to 2278 code for a protein of 697 amino acids. Gene Ontology annotation, cellular component: external side of plasma membrane; plasma membrane. Gene Ontology annotation, molecular function: RNA binding; protein-disulfide reductase activity. Gene Ontology annotation, biological process: ultradian rhythm. The record is from RefSeq and is a predicted model, not a curated record.